Abrus precatorius (Indian licorice) is the source of this 1563-nucleotide messenger RNA. Its product is annotated as putative ALA-interacting subunit 2. Bases 450 to 1496 code for a protein of 348 amino acids. The record is from RefSeq and is a predicted model, not a curated record. Gene Ontology annotation, cellular component: Golgi apparatus; plasma membrane; endoplasmic reticulum. The transcript has 9 exons. Lineage: Eukaryota; Viridiplantae; Streptophyta; Magnoliopsida; Fabales; Fabaceae.
AGGUCACCCAUGAAAGAUAACUCCCGUGGUAGGGGCUAAGUUAAUUUGGGUAAACUAACAGAAACAUGAAAAAUGAAAAAUGAAAAAUGAAACAUGAAAGAUGAAAGAAGAAAGAUGAAGUAGGUGGAUUUUGACGAGAGAACAAAACGAAACCGAGAUAGACGAAGAGAUUCCCCAGUGGAAUCCAACGCGGUUGCCGGGUUGGGUUUAUUUCCUUUCUUCGUUUCUCUGCUCUUGUGCGUGCGCGGGUACAUCACUUCCCUCUCUGCAAGCCAAGAAUAUAUACUCAUUCCUCUCUUUCUCUCUCCGUUACCUAUUUCUUCCUUUGCUUCUCUUUCGCUCCGCUCCAAGAUCUACACCAUAUUCCAGUGGUGGGUAAAUGCAACUGCUGGUGAAAAUUGGUAGUUCAUUUGUGGAGUGAUACCUCUGGAACUUGGGAAACUGUGGUAAUGGAUCUCGAUGGGGGGAGUUCAUCAUCAGUUAGCACAGGAGUGCCGGCAAUUUCAGGACGCCCAACACGACAUGGUGUAUGCUAUCAGUUUAAACAGCAGAACCUUCCAGCAUGUAAACCUGUCCUUACUCCUGCAGUAGUCAUUGCUACAUUUCUAUUGAUGGGUUUCAUUUUCAUUCCUGUUGGACUUGUUACACUUAAUGCCUCAAAUAGUGUUGUUGAAAUUGUGGAUAGGUAUGACAUUGAUUGUGUACCUGAAGAAUUUAGAAGCAACAAGGUUGCAUAUAUCAAAGAUGACUCAAUCUCCAAAAACUGUUCGCGAUUCUUGAAGGUAAUCAAGCCCAUGAGAGCACCGAUUUAUAUCUAUUAUCAGCUUGAUAACUAUUACCAGAACCACCGACGAUAUGUCAAAAGUAGAAGUGACCGUCAGCUCUUACAUGGACUUGGAUACAACAGUACCAGUUCUUGUAAACCUUUAGAGUCCUCCCAUGGUCUUCCAAUUGUACCUUGUGGGUUGAUAGCUUGGAGUUUGUUCAAUGAUACAUACAAGUUUAGUCGCGGGCCAUCUGAUUUGAAGGUCAAUAGGAAAAACAUUGCGUGGAAGAGUGAUCGCAAUCAGAAAUUUGGAAAGCAUGUUUACCCAUUUAAUUUUCAGAAUGGUACCUUGAUUGGGGGUGGAAAGCUAGAUCCAAGUAUUCCUCUAAGUGAUCAAGAAGAUCUAAUAGUUUGGAUGCGGACUGCUGCUCUCCCCAGCUUCCGGAAGUUAUAUGGUAGAAUUGAAGAGGAUUUGGAUGAAGAUGAUGUUAUAGUUGUCCACCUAAAGAAUAACUAUAACACUUACAGUUUUGGUGGAAAGAAGAAGCUUGUUCUGUCAACAUCAAGCUGGUUGGGUGGAAAAAAUCACUUCCUUGGAGUUGCCAAUUUAUUUGUUGGUGCCUUUUGUAUAUUAAUCUCCAUCAUCUUCUUGUUGCUUCAUGUGAAAAAUCCUAGACCUUACGGAGACAUGGCCUACUCAUCUUGGAAUAGGAAAAACAUUGCUAGCUGAUAAGAGGGUACGGGUUACACCGGUAAUACUUUUUCUUAAAGUGACUCAAUACAUAUUAAUGUUAUAA